AUGUCUCGCCCACGCAAUUGCGUCCCUCGUCGGAACACAGAGCGCCAUGCUCGCUUGGCCGCCGUCGACGAAGACCACAGGCGCCGCUGGCUAAGCAUUGGAGAUCCCACGCUACUUGCUCGAACGCUCGUCGUCGACGAGUCUGCUUCGGCUGUGAUGCCUGCUCGCUGUCGUCGAGCCCGACCGGCCCUCUGUCUGCACAAGUGGUUGCCGUCGGGGCUUCCGUUGGAUCUGCUCGUUGGGUGCUUCGGUCGUUCAUUGCUGGAUCGUUCGCCCAUUGCCGCCUGA
Molecule: messenger RNA, 288 nt
Organism: Pseudozyma hubeiensis SY62
Lineage: Eukaryota; Fungi; Basidiomycota; Ustilaginomycetes; Ustilaginales; Ustilaginaceae
Product: membrane-associated RING finger protein 5
Exons: 1
Coding region: 1-288 (95 amino acids)
Source: RefSeq, a predicted model, not a curated record